AUGAAAGUCUAUGAGAGGGUGGUGGAGCUGAUCAGGUUGAGGAGGAUUGUGACUAUUUCUGAAAACUGGUUCGGCUUUAUAUUGGGACAUUCGACUAAAAAAGCUAUCCAUCUUGUUAGGAGGUUGAUGGAGCAGUACAGGGAGAGGAAGAAGAAUUUACAUAUGGUGUUCAUCGGCUUAGAUGAGGCUUACAAUAAAGUACCGAGGGAGAUUCUGUGGAGAUUCUUGGAGGCUAGAGGCGUUCCGGUUGCAUACAUCAGGGCUACUAAGGACAUGUAUAAUGGAGCUAAGACUCGAGUGAGGACAGUGGGAGGGGACUCAGAACACUUCUUAAUUAUGAUGGGAUUGCAUCAGGGGUCAGCCAUCAGCCCAUUUCAAGUCGAUCGAUGCUCUGACGCGCCACAUUUAAGGGGAGAUGCUGUGAUGCAUAUUAUUUAUAGACGAGAUUGUACCAAUUGA
Molecule: messenger RNA, 459 nt
Organism: Nicotiana tabacum (common tobacco)
Lineage: Eukaryota; Viridiplantae; Streptophyta; Magnoliopsida; Solanales; Solanaceae
Source: RefSeq, a predicted model, not a curated record